UAUCCGGCGAGUUUGAGAACGGCGGCUGCAGCCAGCUGUGCGUCAACACGGAGGGGAGUUACCGGUGUGCGUGUAAACAGGACUACCGGCUCGCCAACGACAGCAAGACAUGUGUUCAAACAGCCUCUGUCACGGACACUCCCAGACCGGAAGUGCAUCUGGAGCACAUUCCAACCAAGGACAGGUGCACUGCCAGCUGCAACCAGGUGCAGAUCGUGGAAGAGAAGAUGACAAAACUCGAGAGAAAGUUUGACGUUUUCACCACCACCUACAAACCGCCGAAAACGUCUGCGUUAAAAGACGGUCCCGUCGCUGCGCUGGAGCUGGCGGUACCUGCGCCGCCCGGCCCCGAGGGACCCGUGGGACCCCGCGGGCCGCCAGGCCGAACCGGACCGGAGGGACCCGCUGGAACUCACGGGGACACGGGCCCUCAAGGCCCGCCCGGACCCAGAGGGCUACCCGGUGUGCCCGGGCCGCCCGGACCUGCCGGACCGGUGGCAAAACCCAAACGGGGAAGGAGGGGGCCGAUCGGCAAAACCGGUCCUCAAGGGAUUCAGGGACCAAAGGGUGAAAGGGGAGCGCCGGGACCAAGAGGGCUACCCGGUGCUCCGGGAUCCUUCGAGUUCCUGCAGCUGAUGUUCUCGGACCUGCGCAGAGAGGUGGUGGAGCUGCAGCGGGCGGUGUUCGGCGCCGAGCGCGCGCAUGCGCACGUGCCCGUGACGUCAUCGGUAGGCACUGACGGGCCGGCGGAGACAGACGGCGGACGCGACAGGUUACCAGACGCGGGGGAGAACCAGGUCGACUUUACGGACCAUGGUUCGGGAGAGGAAGAACAGAAUACUGCUGCGGAGUAGAUUAUCAUAUUAUGUUUGUAUUAGAUUUAUCAUUAAUUAAUCAUUGAUUAAACAUCUGUGUCUGAUUGAGGUUGCCCUAGCAGACAGACUAGCAACAAGACAGAUCAUCGGACACGGGGCAUUUUACGGACCACGGGUCGGGACAGGAAGAACAGAACACCCCUGAGGACUAGAUGCUGUUGAACCCGAUUUAUACGAAGUGUGCGACCUUCGAAAACAGCAGGAUUUUUGUCUGGGUCUUUCAUUUGGGUCACGGAACUGUAAAAAAAAACCC
Messenger RNA from Branchiostoma floridae (Florida lancelet), 1128 nucleotides. RefSeq names its product collagen and calcium-binding EGF domain-containing protein 1-like. The coding region runs from base 228 to 854 and encodes 208 amino acids. The transcript has 6 exons. NCBI's taxonomy places the organism in Eukaryota, Metazoa, Chordata, Leptocardii, Amphioxiformes, Branchiostomatidae. The record is from RefSeq and is a predicted model, not a curated record.